Molecule: messenger RNA, 537 nt
Organism: Plasmodium malariae
Lineage: Eukaryota; Apicomplexa; Aconoidasida; Haemosporida; Plasmodiidae
Product: 50S ribosomal protein L11, putative
Exons: 5
Coding region: 1-537 (178 amino acids)
Biological process (GO): translation
Cellular component (GO): mitochondrial large ribosomal subunit; ribosome
Molecular function (GO): structural constituent of ribosome; large ribosomal subunit rRNA binding
Source: RefSeq, a predicted model, not a curated record
AUGUCCAGAAUAGGAAGAUUUAAUAUGAUUGUUAUGGCGGGUACUGCAAAACCAAGUGCCAGUAUUGGUCAAACCCUAGGACCAUUAGGUAUAAAUAUGAUGACGUUUUUCAAAGAAUUUAGCGAACGAACAAAAAAUAUAUCAAAGAAUGUUCCUAUUCAAGUUACACUGGAACCAUUAAAUGACAGGACAUACAGAUUCUAUUUGAGAACUCCAACAGUUGUGUGGUUCAUCAGAAGAUGCGCUAGGGUUCCUAUGUUCAGUUCCACACCAAAACAUCAUAUUGUUGGGGCUAUUACCUUAGCUGAGGUUUUUCAUAUUGCUAAAUGUAAGCGUAUGGACCCCUCUUUGAUAAAUCUGUCUUUAAAAAGUAUUUGCAAAUAUAUUAUCGGUACAUGCAAAAGCAUGGGAAUAAAGGUAUGCAGAGAACUAGAUGAUGACGAGAAAAAAAAGUAUUUUGUCGACAUUAAUCAGCUAGACAACAUAAAAAAGGAUAUCAGAACGAGGAACAAGCAUCAGAAGAGGUCUAAGAAGUAG